Scomber scombrus (Atlantic mackerel) is the source of this 2115-nucleotide messenger RNA. It is a transcript of the gene asah2, whose product is annotated as N-acylsphingosine amidohydrolase 2. Gene Ontology annotation, cellular component: extracellular region. The record is from RefSeq and is a predicted model, not a curated record. NCBI's taxonomy places the organism in Eukaryota, Metazoa, Chordata, Actinopteri, Scombriformes, Scombridae. Gene Ontology annotation, biological process: long-chain fatty acid biosynthetic process; sphingosine biosynthetic process; ceramide catabolic process. Gene Ontology annotation, molecular function: N-acylsphingosine amidohydrolase activity.
AUGGCCGGCAGGAAGUCUGUGUGUUGUGGUCUUUCUGCUCUGGAGCUGACGCUGGGAAUCCUCUUCAUCCUCAUGACAGCUGUGAGUGUGUCGCUGAUCGCGCUGAUGGUUACCUGGAAAACAGACACAGGGCCAGAGCCGACUCUUCCUCCUUCUCCAGAGACCGAAGGCAAACCGUACAUGGUGGGAGUGGGCCGAGCUGACUGCACAGGCCCGCCGGCUGAAAUCCCUCUGAUGGGAUAUGCGAACCCUUCACAGACGGCUGCAGGCAUACACACACGUCUGUUCAGCCGAGCCUUCAUCGUCGACGACGGGAGGCAGAGAGUCGUCUUCAUCACCGCAGACGUAGGAAUGAUAUCACAGAGACUGAGGCUGGAGGUUCUGCAGGCGUUGCAGGUGAAGUACGGGUCUCUGUACCGGCAGGAUAACGUCGUUCUGAGCGGGACACACACACACUCAGGACCAGCCGGAUAUUUCCAGUACACACUGUUCAUGAUCACCAGCAAAGGAUACAUCCCAGAGUCCAUGGAGCCACUGGUCAACGGCAUCGUCAAGAGUGUAGACAUAGCCCAUCGUAACCUGAAGCCGGGCCGGAUUUACAGGAACAGAGGAGAGCUGGACGACAGCAGCCUGAACAGAAGUCCUCACUCAUACCUGAAGAACCCCGAGGACGAGCGAGACAGAUACAAACAGAACACAGACAAGCAGGUGUUGGUGCUCAAGUUCACUGAUAUGGACGGAGACGGGAUCGGUAUGCUCAGCUGGUUUGCAGUACAUGCAGUCAGUAUGAACUACACCAACCAGAUGGUGAGCAGUGACAACGUUGGCUACGCCUCCUACCUGAUGGAGCAGGAGAAGAACCCCGGAGCUCUACCUGGACAGGGAAGCUUCGUGGCUGGUUUCUCCUCCAGUAACCUCGGUGACGUCAGUCCGAACAUCAGAGGACCUCACUGUGCCAACACUGGACUGCCCUGUGACUACGUGAACAGCUCCUGUCCUAUAGGAGGGACUAAACUGUGUCAGGCGUACGGACCUGGUGUCGAUAUGUUCGACAGCACGAGGAUCAUCGGACACAAUAUCUACAAGAAGGCUAAGGCCAGCACCUGUAAACCAGCUCUGGGUCACAGCUUUGCAGCAGGAACAACAGACGGAGGAGGAGACCUCAACUUCACUCAGGGCGCUGUGGAAGGCGACCCGUUCUGGGACGGGAUCAGAGACGCUCUCGUUGGGAAGCCGUCCAAUCAGACGCAGGAAUGUCACCAACCCAAACCCAUCCUGUUUCAGCACGGAGAGAUGAACUGGCCUCUGCCUUGGCAUCCUCAGAUUAUCGACGUUCAGAUCAUCACAAUCGGCUCCGUCGCUGUUGUCGCAGUUCCUGGAGAAAUGACCACCAUGUCUGGGAGAAGGUUAAGAGAAGCUGUCAAACAGGAGCUGCAGUCGGAGGGGUCGUAUAAGGACUCUGAGGUGGUGAUAGCUGGUCUGAGUAACGUGUACACACACUACAUCACCACCUAUGAGGAGUACCAGCUCCAGCGGUAUGAAGGAGCUUCGACCAUCUUCGGUCCGCACACGCUCAGUGCGUACAUUCAUAAAUACCGAGGCUUGGCCAGAGCCAUCGCACAGGACAGAGUGUCGGCGCUUCCUUCCGGCCCUUCGCCUCCUUUCUAUGAAAAACUCUUCAGUCUGCUUUCUGCAGCGCCGUUCGACGGGAAGCCAGUGAACAGCAGCUUUGGAGACGUCUUACAGCAGGUUUACCCCGUCUACAGACAGGGUGACGUCGUCUCCGUAACGUUCGUGGCAGGAAACCCGAGACACUCUGGAGACAUGAGAGAUAAGACGUUCGUUACCGUGGAGAUUCACGACAACAGAACGGACACCUGGGAAGUCGUCCACACUGAUGCAUCAUGGGAGACCAGGUUUCAUUGGCUGAAGGGUUCGAACCGGCAGAGCAACGUGACGGUUGAUUGGCACAUCUCUCCGCUAGCUACCAGUGGCUCCUACAGGAUCCGACACUUCGGACACCACAAGCAGCUGAAGGGCCUGCGACCCGUCAUCAUGGCGUACGAAGGCACGUCGGACGUCUUCAGAGUCGCCGCCAGCUUUUACUAUCAGUGA